AUGCCUCCCAUCCGAACUGAGAAGAGCAACUCAGCCGCUGAUGCCCCAGCCCCCGGCACCGACGCGCCAAAGAAACGGCUGCUGAAGCCCGUCGUCAAAGGCGUCAAAGAUGCCCGCUUCAACAGCAGCGUAACUGACUGGGACGGCAAAUAUCAUAACCUCAUUGGAACAUCAACCAGAAUGAUUUACUUCGGCUAUACAUUUGUCUUGACUGAUGACCAUAUCGACGACAUCUUGGUCUUGUCACGUCAAGUUCGCGAAAAGAUCUGGCAAUUCAUUUUUGAUUUCAGCGACGUCAGCUACACUGCAAAGAACGGUGCCAGGGAUCUCACCAACGAAGCCGUCAUUCGUCUAGCUAAAGGUCUGCCCAACCUCAGGACCGUCAGUCUCCCCAGUGCAAAUCAAGUCGGCGACGCGGGUUUCCUCGGCCUGAUCUCCAACUGCCCAGACCUCAGACUUCUCGAGAUCACCCCGUCCAGCACCAACUCAUACACCUUAACUAAGAUCACUGCAAAAGCUUUCGAUGAGAUUUGUGAACAUCCAGAGUGGGCUCCUGGUCUCAAGCAGAUUGUUAUCACGAAUGACGAGAACAACAAGGAGUUCAUGAAGUCAAUGCGUGCGAUGAGCAAGCAGAGGGAGAAGAUGGUGGUUACUCUGCUUGGUCGCGAUGAGGAGAAGAAAUGGGGAGACUGGGAGAUAACUACGAGUCCGGAGCAUUUUAUGAAGGGUCGCAAAUGUGAACCAGAAAAAACGCCCCGUGGAACUGCCCAUCGCUAUGGUCGGAUAUUGUAA
Molecule: messenger RNA, 792 nt
Organism: Fusarium subglutinans
Lineage: Eukaryota; Fungi; Ascomycota; Sordariomycetes; Hypocreales; Nectriaceae
Exons: 2
Coding region: 1-792 (263 amino acids)
Source: RefSeq, a predicted model, not a curated record